AUGAAGACUAUAAUUUUGCUGUUCUUGGUAGUACUGGUGGUAUAUACAAAAAAUGCAAUUAUUCAAAUUGGUCAUCUUUUACCAAGUCGUCCAGAUAUAUCACAUGAGAAAGAUGCUUUAACAAUGAGUGCCAGAGAUUUAGAUCGGAGAGGUCUUCUUCCUCCAAACGUCAAGCUUCAGGUUGAUACUAUGCAGUCAUGCAAAGAUUUUGUUGGUGUUGAAAAUGCUGCGUACCUACAUUACAAGAAAAAUGCUACCGUUUAUUUUGGGCCAGGAUGUAACGAUGAAAUUUUGGUAAUUGGAAAAUUAGCAGCUCGUUGGAAUGUACCAAUUAUUGCCCACAUGUCUGGCGAAGAUGCUUUAGCUGAUCGAAGUAUUUAUAAAACAAUGAGUUCCGUAGCUUUGACGUCGGCGACAGAGAUGGCCAGAGCAAUCCUGACAUUGCUGGACCUUUACAACUGGAAACAAAUUGGUAUCGUUAAAUCCACAAAAGGCUUUGAACAGUCUAGUCUUUAUGCACUGAAAAACUGGCUCUCACAAGUAAAGAGAAUUAAAAUCGCGAUUGAGGAAGAAGUUAAUCCUUAUGAUUCGGUAGAUGCAAUCAUGAGUUCCGGAGUGCUUACAAGACUGGCAAAAAAUGCUCGAAUAAUUCUCUGUGAAAUGGGCUUGGAUGUUCACGCAGCGAUCAAUUUCAUGAUUGCUGCUGCACGAGCAGAUAUGAAAAAUGAGGAAUACGUCUAUAUUUUACCGUGGCUUUCUCAUCAAACCGACUAUUUUCCUUGGGAGGCAAAUAACGUCGAUAAAAAUGAAGUUAAAAAAGCUUUUAGUGGGAUUGUCUUGAUAACUGCACACGGCUAUGACAAAAGAUUUGUGGCAGAAUUUCAACGACGAUUUACUCAAGAAACAGGUUUUGCUACCUCUCAUUACUCAGCACUUGUUUAUAUGUCACUGUACGACGCCUUGUAUCUUUAUGGCUUAGCAUUGCAUGAUGUCUAUGAGGAAACAAAAGCCGAAGAUGCCUAUAAAGAUGGUGAAAAAAUCUGGAAAAAAAUGGCCGAUCGACAGUAUGAAGGUAUGACUGGUCAAGUAGUUAUUAACAGCAAGGCGUUACGAGUACCUAGCUAUGCAACCUACUAUGUUACCAACGGUUCAAUGAGAAUCGUUGUGGAAUUGAAUGCCGAACUUGGUGCUAACUGCGCUGGAAAAGAACUGGGUUGUACCAGCGAAUAUGUUGCCAGAGAAAUCGAAGAAAAUUACUGGCAUGCAGAAGGGGGCAAAUUACCUCUGGACGAGCCGGAGUGUGGUUUUGAUGGUAGUCGUUGUGAUUACACAUCAUACUUUAUAGCUGGUUCAGCAUUAUUGCUGCUACUUGUUACUGUACCAAUUGCACACUUAGUCAGAAUAAAGAUCAACGAAAGAAGACUUUAUGAUAUGACUUGGCGAAUUCCGCGUGAUGAAGUUCGUCUGAUUACUCCUGGAUCGAAAUCUGGAUCUCUGUAUCCACAUGGUGGUAGCUCAUUUGUUGGCAGCGAAACAUCACAUGUGCAGACCACAAUUUUUGGCGUACAACAGGCAGUGUGUAAUGGUGUCAGGCUGGCAGCUCGUAUAUUUGUACAGAAUCGUAACAUUGCAUUUGUGAAAAGUGAAUUGAAACUCUUGAAAGAAAUGAAAUUUCUUGAAAAUGAUAACCUGAACAAAUUUUUUGGUAUUUCUUUCAAUCAGCAGAACGAAUUCAUUGUCUUAUGGGUAUUCUGUCAACGUGGAAGUUUAGAAGAUAUUCUCUUCAACGAUGAGCUAAAACUUGGACACAACUUUCAAGUUUCAUUUGCUAAAGAUGUUGUUAAGGGUCUCUCCUAUCUACAUGCAUCACCAGUGGAAGCACAUGGAUAUCUCUGCUUACAAAACUGUUUAGUGGAUUCUAACUGGUCUAUAAGGCUUUCUGACUACUGCACAAAGGCCUGCCUUUACUUCAAUGAAAAGUUACGACAUAAUGAAAUUCGUCGUAAGGAUGAUGAAAAUGCAACAAAAGAUAAGGAGGAAUGUAACGGUGUCAAUAAAACAGAAGCAAAGAAGGAACCUGAUGUAAAAGCUGCUGAACAGAACAACAAAACUCAUCUGAAAGAACAGAUUCAAAUGGCUCCUGAGGUUAUUCGUGAAAUAUUGACCACUAAAUUUCUUCCACCAGCAACCCAAGCAGCUGACAUUUACAGUUUGGGAAUGGUGCUUUAUCAGAUACUGUAUCGUGUUGAACCAUUCCACGAAAGAAACCUUUCUAAAGAAAAAAUUUUGGAAAAAAUAUCACUGGCUAAUGAUGAUGAGGCUAUGCUUAGACCAACUUUCCCAGCGGAAGGUGACUAUAACAUGCAACUUAUUUCUGGAAUUGAAGCCUGCUGGCUGGAGGUACCAGAAAUGAGACCAAAUAUUAAAAAGAUCAAGACUAUUGUUCAUGGAAACCUUAGAACAACAGGUGCAAGUGGCAGUUUAAUGGAUCAAAUGAUGAAAAUGAUGGAAGAGUACACACAAAAUUUGGAGACACAAGUACGAGAACGGACACAGCUGCUUGAAGAGGCACAAUUGCAGACUGAUCGACUGUUGCACAACAUGCUGCCAAAGUCUGUAGUUGAAGAUUUAAAAUUGGGAAAGCCAAUACACCCACAGCUUUAUACCUGUGCUACAGUACUGUUCUCUGAUAUCAAGGAUUUUACUAAAAUAUCUGAUUCGUCCACACCGUUUCAAAUUGUUACAUUCCUUAACGAAUUGUUUACCGGAUUUGAUGCGAUCAUCGAAAAACAUGACGCUUAUAAGGUCGAAACAAUUGGUGAUGCUUACAUGAUCGCUUCUGGAGUCCCACAAGAAAACGGAAAUGCACAUAUUGAACAAAUUGCUGAAAUUUCACUGAAGAUGAGAAAGUUUGUCAGUGGAUUUAAACUGGAGCAUCGUCCUGAACAACCAAUGGCGGUGAGAAUCGGAUUUCAUACUGGUUCAGUUGCAGCAGGAGUUAUCGGUUUGGCUGCACCACGUUACUGUUUGUUCGGAGAUACUGUUAACACUGCAUCACGGAUGGAAAGUACUGGAGUACCAAAUAAAAUUCAUAUUAGUGAAAACAGUAGUAGUUUAUUGAAAUGCUUCUAUCCACAAUUUAUUCUCGUUGAAAGGGGUACAAUUCCAGUUAAAGUUAGUUGGCUUUUUUAUCUUCUACGUCUGUAA
Messenger RNA from Enterobius vermicularis (human pinworm), 3207 nucleotides. The record is from the annotation of a GenBank genome assembly. NCBI's taxonomy places the organism in Eukaryota, Metazoa, Nematoda, Chromadorea, Rhabditida, Oxyuridae.